GCCUCAACAUGGUGGUGUCCUACAUGCCCGAACCUCAUCAACGAGGUACAUUCGGUUUGCUAUGGAGUUGCCUGAGUACACUUAUCCUUUGCGUAUGGACCGCGAUGCACCCGAACCUGGUUCCUGUCCAGCGACCACUGGCAAAGACAUACUACAAGUUAUGUUUGAUGAUAUGUGCCAUUAUAUUCCCUGAGAUGAUAAUGUGUAUGGCCGUCGCGCAAUGGCUCCAUGCGAAACGCGUCCAUCGGGCCUGGCUGGAUGCUUGGAAGGGAGAUGAUGAACGUCAGCAGUGGCUGGGCCUGAGCGGAUCCUUCUUUGUGAUUAUGGGUGGAUUUGUGGUUAACGAAACCCAGGGGGCAGGUUCCUCCUGCCAAUGGUCAAAGGAUGGCCAGAGAAUAAGCCAGCAGUCGGGCCACGACAAGCUCGUCACGACGAUUGGGGAGAACGGGUUUAUCGAGCUGCUCAAUAAUGGCUUCAUUCAAGAUCUGGUCAACAAGGGUCAUCUGACUCGAGCGCAUUUCGAUCAUCGCAUCAUUGACGACAAAGGCAAGUCAAGCAAUAUUGCCAAGACGAUCGCUGUGGUCCAGGUGCUGUGGAUGAUGGUGCAGAUCAUCGGCCGUAAAGCCGCGGGUCUACCUAUCACUCUGCUCGAAGUCCAUGUGGCCAUCCAGAUCCCGUAUUCAGUGAUCGCGUAUAUUUGCUGGUGGUCGAAACCAUUGGAUGUGGCGCAGCCCAUUCAGAUACCCUUGGAUAGAGAGCAGCUCCUGGGGCAUGACUGCCGGCAGGAAACCAAAUACCCUUUCUACGGUCAACUCUUCAUCACCGAGCGGCCCAGCCACGGGUCAUUCCCGCACAUGCUCCUGCGCUCGAUGUACGACGUGAGCGUGUUCUUCGAUCAUGGGGUCGAGCUGGCCUCUGCGGUUACCGCGGUCCUGACAGGGGGGCUGCAUGCGACGGCGUGGCACUGGCACUUCCCCAGCUCCGCGGAGCGGUUGCUCUGGCGGAUGGCGGCCAUCGGGACGGGCGCGUUCCCAACCAUUGCCUACCUGAUCGUUCGCAACAGGGGCAUUGAGCUCUUUCUCAUCCGGCUUGCCUACUAUGGACGAUUCAACAACCGCAGCACGAUCAAACAGGUAUUCGACAUCUUCGUAAGCAUGUGCGACGCGUUUCGCGGUGCAGCAGAUCUGGGAGACUGUGAGAGCCUGUCUAUUGGAAUCAAAUCCAAACCUUCAUCAGACUGGCCGCCUUGGAUGCCGCCCUGGUUCCGAGUGGUACUCAUGUCUGUCUUUCUAGUCUGUGGUCUGACGUACAUGCUAUGCAUUCUGUACCUCACGGUCGAGUCGUUUGUUAGCCUAAGAAGCGUGCCCGUGGGGGUAUAUUCGACGCUUCGUUGGUCCAGUAUUUUUCCUCAUCUGUGAGAUUGGCGCAUGUACAUAGCCUGCGGCAAGAAUAAUCCCAGUUCGAAGUAUACUCUCCAAACAGACAACUCUCUUCUACCAUGUCAACCCGCAUAUCCCCUUC
Molecule: messenger RNA, 1521 nt
Organism: Aspergillus sclerotioniger CBS 115572
Lineage: Eukaryota; Fungi; Ascomycota; Eurotiomycetes; Eurotiales; Aspergillaceae
Exons: 1
Coding region: 9-1418 (469 amino acids)
Source: RefSeq, a predicted model, not a curated record